GGAGACAUUUGUGAAAAAUAUAAAUCAGUUUCAUUUCAUUGGUACAGCUUAAUUAUCAACAUUAUAUUCAUUAUUAUUACCAUUAUGUUUGUCCUUGUAGUAAUUGUCACCUAAUUCAUAACUAUUAAUAUUACUUCAGAUUUUGUGGUUGCUGCACAAGUUGCAGUUAGCCUUUAACUGUUCUAAAUUGUUUAUGUUCUGUAGUACAUGUAUAUCCUUUCGUUUUUACAGUUGAAAAAUCAUUUAUUAUUAUUAUUAUUAUUAUUAUUAUUAUUAUUAUUAUUAUUAUUAUUAUUAAUUAGUUGUGAUAUAUUAAUCACAAUAAUGUUUGAAGAUUUGUCUCCAGUACUUGACGGAUUAAUGACUAAAGAGCAAUGGUUAAAUAAGCCAAUGGAUUUAGUUGAUAAAAUUGAAGGAACGAUUUUAGAUUACAAUUCCGAUUUCGAGCGCUUGAAGCAAAACUGCUGCACAUACGUAAUCGUGCAAACUCAGCAGAGAAUAUUACGAUUUUAUUUUGAAUCAAUGAUGAAGAAGAAGAUUGUACUCAAGAAGAAAGAAAAUCGUGAAAAAGCUGCUUCAUUUAUUCGUGAAGAAAGCGAAAAACUCGGAACUCUUUAUGAGACUGUCGCAUGCAACAACACCAAAAUAUACAAAGAUAUUGAAGCAAUUUGCUGAACUGAUUUCAUCAAAUUUGGACACCGUGCCAUUCAUAAUUGGAGGGUUAUCCACUAAUUAUCCUGAAGUGAAGUUCCACCAUGUGGUGGCAGUCCUUGCCAUGAGAGGAGACCUGAACAAGACGAGUGUUCAAAAGCUAAUGGAAAGGACUCCGCUGACAAUAGAGUCAGGCGAUCAAGACAGAGAAAUGUCACCAACAAGAGAUUCGAAAUCAAUUUUAUCUCAAAUAUCAGUCCACAAUCCAUACACUUUGUUUUAAUAAGUACAACAACAACAACAACAUUAAUAAUAAUAAUAUUAUUAUUAUUAUUAUAAAUUACGUAGACGUUUUUAGUAGAUCUAGUAUCCCUAUAUCUGUCAUAAUGUUUUAAUAUAUGUUAGUAAUCUUUAUCGUCUAAUCUUUUAAAGAGACCACCCCAGCACGACCAAAGCUGCUGACACCAUUACUGGAGCUACUGGUUGAAGAUUGGGGAGAAGUUCUCUCCUUUACUGGAGAAGAAGGUUCGUGGAAGGGAACACUCUCUCGUUGAGGCUCCUCAUUCUUUACAUUGUCUUCCUCUCUCUUGGGACUGUCUCUUUCUUCUACUUCAGGACUCUCUCUUUCUCCGUCUCUCUCGUCUAACUUGAGUAUACAUAUAUCAUUAGGAGCUGUUAAUCCAGAGAAAUCGUCCAUCAUGGAAUAGGCGUGGUGUAAAAGACAUCACGUGAUCAACACCCACGCGCAUCUAUGAGCCCCGCCCUUCUUUCCGCUUGCAGCAGCUCAGUUGCAAGGAAAUGGGCAUAUCUUUGGAGCUGGUAAAAUGCAGAGAGGGAGAGAAAGUAAACGAGAUACUCAUAUGCUCCAAAUGUUGCCAGUUAUUAGAAGACCCAGUCCCUCUAGUCUGUGGCCACUAUGCUUGCACUAAGUGCAUUGAAGAAUCAAAAGAUAAAAGCAAAAAAGGAUUGUGCCAGAAAUGCUACAAGCAGCUGAAACGUGAGCCUGCUAGCGAGAUUGCAGGUGAAGUGAAGAAUGGAUUGGAAUCCAUGUCAAUCCAGUGUAGCCUAGGAUGCAGUAAAGUACUCAAUGGAAGUCGCCAGUUUCAGUAUCACAUUUCUAGUGAAUGCCAAUGGAGAUUAGUCCAGUGUCCCAAUAAAGGAUGCCAAGAGUAUGUAGCUGUUAAAGAUACUAAUGAGCAUUAUCAAGCAUGUCCCUAUGGACUAACACAAUGUACAGUCUGCAACGCCAUAGUUAGUAAAAGAGACAUGGCUGCUCACCAAGCCGUGAAGAGAUGCUUUGAGAAAUCGAUUAAAAGAGAGAGAGUCCAAUCGGCAAGGAAGCUCAGCGAGGAAUUAAGAUACCAUCGUGACAUGAUGUUGAAGCAAAGGCAUUUAACCGACCAAAAUGAAAGGCAUUUAAUAAAGGAGCACUACACUCAGCAGAAAGAGGACCCGAAUGCCAGCAGGAGGUCAAUCCAAGCAAGGAUAGGGAGUGCAUUGGUGGUUAGCGAUAAUUACUCAAGAAGAAAAGUCUCACGAUCUUUGUCUUGUGGAACUUGCGAGGGUCACUUUUUGUCGGGAAGAAGACCGAGUGCCAGAAGACAUUCGACAGCUAAACCAUGUGACAAUUGUCAACACUGGAGAAGAUGGAGUGGACCAAGGGGAUGGCCCAGCACAAUCAUUUAGUUA
This is a messenger RNA of Amphimedon queenslandica, 2340 nucleotides long. Its product is annotated as RING finger protein 151-like. The transcript is spliced from 9 exons. The coding region runs from base 1450 to 2337 and encodes 295 amino acids. Lineage: Eukaryota; Metazoa; Porifera; Demospongiae; Haplosclerida; Niphatidae. The record is from RefSeq and is a predicted model, not a curated record. Gene Ontology annotation, molecular function: zinc ion binding.